CGCUCUUGACACCAGUUGAUAGAAGUUGUAUUUUUCAUCAUACAACUGUACGAAGUACCGAAAUACCGUAUUGGCAGUAAAUUAGGAUCCAAAACCGGCUCAAUCGCAUAAUAUAUCUUUUCAAUUGUAAAAUACAGUUGACAGGUACGUUGAUUGAAAAUACCUUUGAGACAAAGCUCAUCGCACUCUUUUUGAACGACGUGUUUUCGGUAGCUGCAUAGCUGACUCUAACAUAAUUUUGCGCUCUCUACUCCAAUAUUUCCAACAUCUUAUCAUCUCAGAAACGAAAAACUCGGUAUCAUGGCCUUCUGCGACGAUAUUGAAAAUCUCUCUGAAGAGGCAUCAUCAGUCUGCGAAUCCCUAGGGAGCAGCUUAAGCAGUGAUGGCAUUGUUACCGGAGUCGACACCUUUUUCUUGUUGUUUGCCGGAGCGCUUGUCUUUUUGAUGCAAGCUGGAUUUGCCAUGCUCUGCGCAGGAUCCGUUCGUCAAAAGAAUGUGAAGAACAUCAUGCUCAAGAACCUCUUGGAUGCGUGCGGAGGAGCUAUCGGUUUCUACACACUUGGCUACGGAUUUGCGUACGGAAGUGGAAAUACAUUCAUCGGUGCUUCGAACUUCGCUAUCACGGAAAUGUCGUCUGGUCCAGAUUACAUUGGAUUUUUCUUUCAGUUCGCUUUUGCUGCGACUGCCGCCACAAUUGUUGCAGGAACCGUAGCUGAGCGUUGUAAGAUGUCUGCUUACCUAUGCUACUCGCUUUUCCUUACCGCAUUUGUAAGUGUCGAAGAAUUAUUAUAUUGUUGCUGUUGUUCACUCUUGUUUUAAAACUGUGGUGACCGCAUCGAAAGGUCGGAAGAUCCUGAAGCUCACACACUACUUUUUUUUCGCAAAUGAAACCCCAGGUCUACCCAAUUGUGGUGCGAUCUGUCUGGAGCAGCGAUGGUUUUAUCAGCGCAUUUGCAGCAGAGCCUCUCCGUGGUGUUGGUAACAUUGAUUUCGCUGGGUCUGGUGUCGUCCACAUGACUGGGGGUGCUACGUAAGUGCAAUCAUUUUUUAAUCAGUGCAAAUGAAACAGGAAUUACAACAUAUUGACUUUCUCACGCAUCAACUUUUUGCGAAGUGCUCUUGUGGCUGCUAUUGUGCUUGGACCUCGCCGUGGACGUUUUUACGACGACGAUGGCAACGCCCUCGAAACUCCAAAAGAAUUCCCUGCCCACUCCACUGCUCUUCAGGUUCUUGGUACCUUCAUCUUGUGGUUCGGAUGGUUCGGAUUCAACCCUGGAUCUGCUCUGGCUAUUGCCAACGAGGAGUCUGCUGCCACUGCUGCUCUAUGUGCCGUUACCACUACCCUCGCCGCCGCGUGUGGGUGCGUUACAUCCAUGGCCCUUGAUUCUUUCAUGGACUACAGUGCUACUGGUGAAGUCUCGUACGACUUAACCAUGGCCAUGAAUGGUGCCCUUGGAGGCCUUGUAGCCAUCACCGCCGGAUGUUCCGUCGUCUAUCCCUGGGCUGCCGUCAUCAUCGGAAUUAUCGGAGGAAUUGUGUACUACGCCUUCUCCAAGUUCCUCAUCAAGAUGAAGAUCGACGAUGCUGUCGAUGCGAUUCCCGUUCACUUCGCUAACGGUGCAUGGGGAGUCAUCGCUGUCGGUCUUUUCGCCGACAAAGACCUUCAGGCAAUUGCUGGGUUCUCUGAUGCUCACCAAGGGUGGUUCAACGAUUUCGGCGAUGCGAAUCUUCUUCUGGUCCAGUUCCUUGCCAUUCUCUGGAUCUGCACUUGGGUGUUCGCGGUCAUGACGCCUUUCUUCAUGCUUCUGAAUGCGCUCGGCAUGUUCCGCGUUGAUCCUCUUGAAGAAGAGGUUGGUCUUGAUAUCUCUCAUCACCGUGGUACUGCUUACGAUUUGGAACCUGCCAAACAAACCGAUGUUGAAGAACUCAUGGAGGUUCGUGCUUCUCGUCAUGGAAAAGUUGAAGUUCCAAAGGAAGUCGCCCAGGCCGCCGAAGUUGCUGCAACCGAUUAAAUUUUGGCAUUCGUUGCAAAACAAAGCCUUUUAUGUUUCAUGUCCAGUCAGUAUCGAAGAAUUGCAUGUGAGCCCACUUUAUGCUUUAUUCUGAAGGCAUAAAGUCGUGCCCCAGCUGGUCGUGAAAACUCAUGCAUUGAAUUGUAAUUUCACGUCCGACGCUGCCGAAUCAUAUUGCAUUCAAAUUCUUAGUAGUACGGUAUUAAAUCAACAAAAAAAUC
This is a messenger RNA of Pseudo-nitzschia multistriata, 2233 nucleotides long. The record is from the annotation of a GenBank genome assembly. NCBI's taxonomy places the organism in Eukaryota, Bacillariophyta, Bacillariophyceae, Bacillariales, Bacillariaceae.